Suillus clintonianus is the source of this 609-nucleotide messenger RNA. RefSeq lists its product as uncharacterized. The transcript has 3 exons. The record is from RefSeq and is a predicted model, not a curated record. NCBI's taxonomy places the organism in Eukaryota, Fungi, Basidiomycota, Agaricomycetes, Boletales, Suillaceae. The coding region runs from base 1 to 534 and encodes 177 amino acids.
AUGGCCAAUGCCGACAGUGCUCACGCACUAGUGGAACUAAUUACGGCGCCUGCACUUGGUCCAGAAUGGCAGUUAUCUGGGAUGAAAACUCUGACUAAGUCGGGUCGACAAGAGAUUAAGAGUGAGAAGCGGCAGGAGAAGUGGAAACCUAGCAUCGCGGGUAGACGGGUUUGUGCGGAAAGUGGUUCACCAAAAAGUACCUGGCCUUCUUCCUAUUCGGGUUCGUCGGCACUAUACUCGCAAUCACCAUCCCUCGAGCACUUGUUGAUACAAGUUGAUACAACCGCUAAUAUCAUUUCCCUUACAUUCAACUACAUCUCUGCAGAAGUUCGGGAUCCAACCGCGAAUCUACAAGUCGGCACGGCUUACUUUGGAAAAGAUACCCUCCCGCCAAGUCAUUCGAAGAUGCAGGUCUCGCUCAACUUCUUGUAUAUUGCAUCGAACGACUGGGAUUCAACAUGGAAUGCCUGCAUUGUGGCAUGCAUGAUGCUUUCCGUGGACACAGUGUUUGACUUGCUUAUGCUGGGGACGUGAGGUCAGGAUAUGCAAUGUACCAUGUUUCUUGUACUAUGUGCCAGUCUGUAAAUGUUUUGUUAAUACACUAGAGUG